Molecule: messenger RNA, 582 nt
Organism: Lingula anatina
Lineage: Eukaryota; Metazoa; Brachiopoda; Lingulata; Lingulida; Lingulidae
Product: dynein heavy chain, cytoplasmic-like
Source: RefSeq, a predicted model, not a curated record
GUCUUCUAUGAAGAAGAGCUGGAUGUCCCACUGGUCCUGUUCAACGAGGUACUGGACCAUGUCCUGCGUAUUGACCGUAUCUUCCGCCAGCCUCAGGGGCACCUGCUGCUGAUUGGUGUCAGUGGCUCUGGGAAGACCACGCUGUCCAGGUUUGUGGCCUGGCUCAAUGGACUCAGUGUGUUCCAGAUCAAAGUGCACAACAAGUACACUGGAGCUGAUUUUGAUGAGGAUCUGAGAGCUGUGCUCAGGAGAUCUGGGUGCAAGGGAGAGAAGAUCACGUUCAUCAUGGACGAGUCUAAUGUCUUGGACUCUGGGUUCCUGGAGAGAAUGAACACCCUGCUGGCCAAUGGAGAGGUCCCUGGGCUGUUUGAGGGGGAUGAGUACACCACCCUGAUGACCCAGUGUAAGGAGGGGGCUCAGAGGGAGGGGCUCAUGCUGGACACCAGUGAAGAGCUCUACAAGUGGUUCACACAGCAGGUCAUGGUAAACCUCCAUGUUGUCUUCACAAUGAACCCAUCUUCUGAAGGACUCAAGGACAGAGCUGCCACCUCACCUGCUUUAUUCAACAGGUAUUUGGGAUAA